Messenger RNA from Styela clava, 11988 nucleotides. Lineage: Eukaryota; Metazoa; Chordata; Ascidiacea; Stolidobranchia; Styelidae. The record is from RefSeq and is a predicted model, not a curated record.
AACCGCCAUUGGCUUCAAGUUAUGUCUGUCACGUUCAGUAAAUUCCAACUUGAAUCAAACAUCUUCAAAAUGGGACAUUUGUUGGACAUUGGACUUCUUGAACACAGUGCAGAAAUUGAGCAGAUAUGCAAUGCUGCAAACAAAGAACUUGAACUUGAAGUAAAAAUGAGAGGAAUUGAAGAAGAAUGGACUGAGCAGGUUCUGAGCUUUGAGAACUACAAAAGAAGAGGACCUGUGCUGUUGGUUAAAGAAGAUUCAGAAAGACUUUUAGAACUUCUUGAAGAUGCUCAAGCAUUGUUGGCCACUAUGCUGACCUCAAAACAUAUUGGACCACUUAGAGAGGAAGCUGCAUCGUGGGCUGAAAAACUGAAAGGUGUCAGUGAAGUUCUCGAUACAUGGCUGGAAACGCAAGAUCUCUGGCAAGAAUUAGAAGCCGUGUUUUCAGACCAUGCCACUGCGAAAGAACUUCCUCAAGAAGCAAAAAGAUUUUCUAUGGUUGAUAAAAGUUAUGUGAAACUGAUGAGAAGAGCCUAUGAUACAAGGAAUAUUCUGCAAUGUUGUUAUGGGGGUGAAGUUCCAAAAGAUGUUGUUCUUCGUCAUAUGCAAGAAGAAUUGGAAAUCUGCUUCAAAAGUUUGACUCAAUAUCUUGACAAAAAACGAGCAGUGUUUCCACGAUUCCAUUUCCUCACUGACUCCGUUCUACUGGCAGUAUUGUCUCGACCUAAUGAUUUGGAAUCCGUCCGAACACAUUUGAGAUCAAUUUUUGCGAGCAUUGCUGAUAUUAAAACUGAGAAAACUGGGAGUUGGUCUGAGACUGUCAGUUCAAUGAAAUCUCUACGCAACACUCCAACACCCGAUUCGUCCCCUGUUCUUCAACAUAAUCCAGAAACUCACCGUCGAACUGAAGAUGCUCAUCACAGAGCGUCAGGAGUAAGAUUCAAAUCGAGGAUGAAAUCAUCUGACAGCUUACAUUUUUCUGCAAGUUAUGCAGAAGAACCUGCUGAUGUUUUGCAUGCAACUGCAGUGCUUGCAGCGGAUGGUGAAAUUUUGAACUUAGAUGAAGAGAUCAGUCUUUUUGAAGGAGCGGAAUUAUGGCUUCAAAACUUACAAGAUUCUGUACGGAGAUCGUUACAUUCUAAUAUCACAAAAGCAAUUGCAGAUAUUGAUGCCAAUACUCCACUAGAAGAAAUUGUGUUAAAAUACCCUAUACAAGUUGGAAAAUUGGCAUUACUAUACCUAUGGACUCGUGAAUGUGAAGCAGGAAUAGCUGAAUUGAAAUGGGAAAGAAAAGCGAUGCAGAAUGCAAGCAAAAAAUUUUCUGUGAUGAUAUCUCGCCUGCCGACAGUCAUCAAUCGCACAACAUGGAAGGGUGGAGAUGAAGCAAUGUUACCAGUGCAUCGCGCUAGAUUGGAAAAUUUAAUUCAUUACUCCGUUCAUCUACGAGAUUCAUUGGACGGGAUGGGUUCAAGAAAAAUGAGAGACAUAAGUGAUUUUGAAUGGCGGCGAAGUAUUCGUUUCUAUUCUGAAGAUGUUGAUGGAUUCCAAGAACAUAACCUUCAUAUACUCGAUAACCAGUUUCAUUACGGACUUGAAUUCUACGGCUUAUCGUCAUCUGCAAAUCUAGUGAUUGCUCCUGCGACAGAAAGAGCUUUUGUCAGCAUGUCGAUAGCACUCGCUCAAUGUCAAGGUUCUGCAGUGGUGGGCAAUGCCAGUAGUGGAAAAACAGAAACUGUUAUGGGUCUUGCAAGUUUGUUUGGAAAAUAUAUUUUCAUGAUCAAUUGUACACGAUCUACUGAUGCUACAUCACUGGGAAAAAUACUACAGGGCCUAGCUGCUGAUGGAUGCUGGGGUUGCCUUGACGACGUGCAUCUACUGUCACCUAGUGGUAUUUCUGUCAUCUUAGAAUUCAGUUACAAGAUCUUUUCAUCAAUGCAGAAGAUCAUUGAUUUCAAGAGACAAGAUUCAAGUAAUUAUGGUGACAAUGAUGCUCAAGUCAAUCUAGUCAAUCCAGGAUCAGCUAUGUUCAUCACAUACAAUCCAUCUGCUCCACAUUUCAAACCAUUACCAACUGCGAUCAGGUCUCUUUACCGGACAGUCUCUAUUAUCAAACCAGAUAUGAGUGCAAUAUUGAAAGCAAAAUGUACUGCACUCGGUUUACGAUCACCCAAAGCUCUUGCAGAUAGACUGAAAACACUUGUUGAAUUGUCACACCAACAAUUGCCGAGAUCUUCAUCUCAACAUCAUGAAGUCUCAUUGCAGUCAUUGCUUUCUGCUUUGACAUUGGCAGCACAGAAACGCAAAGCUAGGGAUGAACGUUCUGAAGCUAUAUCUCGAUCUGAUACAGUAACAGGCUCAAGAACUGAAAUUGAUCAACAAAAAAUGUCAAGAUCAAACAGUCAAACAUCAGUCAGACAACCACCGUCACCUGUAGUAGCUGUGCCGAGCCGACCUCAAGCAGCUGUUUCUGAUAAAUUGAUUGGAAAGAAGACAAAUAUGCCAAAUACAUUGACAGGACAGGCUAAAAUUGACCACGGACUUGUUGCUCAGGCUAUCAUUGAGACUAUAUCGCCAGGAUUAUCUCCAUCUGAUACCGUUGUUUUUCACUUUAUCUUGAAAGACACUUUCAGUGGAAUUCCGAUGGUGAAAGAAUUGCUUGGUGCAAUGUCCGCUACCGGAAGUCACUCAAUAACUCCGAUUCAAACACAAUUGUCUUUUGGUCCUGCUAGCUCUCGCAAAAAAGAACAGAUUUUGGAACCAGUUUUAACACAUGUUGCAAAUGAAAGGGGACUCAUUCCUGGACAAAACUGGUUAUCUAAAGCCGCUCAAUUAUACCAAACAGCAGAAGCCAGACAAGGUGUUGUUUUAGCUGGACCAGCAGGUUGUGGAAAGUCAGUCAUGCUUUCUGUACUUAUCGACGCUUUGUGUAAAUUACCCCACAAUCCUGGGGCCGGGAGAACAAUCAGCCCCGGCAUGUCGAACCAUAAGUUGCAAAAACUUCACCCUUUGACUGUGGACGAUCUUUCUUUGAUGUUCGGACAAACCAAUAACUCUCGUGAAUGGUCAGAUGGUAUUUUAACUUAUGCUUGGCGAAAGGCUAACAGGAAUCAAAGUACAACGUGGCUCUGUCUUGAUGGUCCGUUAGUAUCUUCUUGGGCUGAUCGUCUCAAUGGUGCAUUAUCUGAUCAGAAAGUCAUGCAACUGAGUAAUGGAGAUCGACUCUAUCUCACGGAUAAUAUGAGAGUUGUAUUUGAAACAACUGAUCUGAGGAAUGCAUCUCCGUCAUUGCUAUCUCGUACUGGAUUGGUCUAUCUGGAUAAAAACGUUCUUGGUUGGCGUCCUCUUGCAAAAGCUUGGCUCGAACAAAGAAACGCUGAUGAAAAACGUGUUCUAGAAAAAGCAUUCGACAAAACUUUAGACAGUGUCUGUAACUUUGUUUUCCAUGAUAAAAGGAUAAAACUUCCAGUAUGUGAAGUUGGAUUGUUGACAACAUGUCUUACAUUGCUGGGUGAAAUGCUGAAUGAGCAUCAGCAACAUAUUGGUGGUGAUCUUCACAUUGAGAGAUUGUACUUGUUUUGUCUUGUCUGGGCGUUUGGUGGACUUCUGGAAGGAAACACUGUUAAAACAUUCAGUGAUCUUCUUCGAACAUUGUCAUCUGCGUUGCCAGAUUAUGACCAUGAUAUUUCAGUAUUUGAUUAUUAUGUUGAUGAAUCAGGUGAAUGGGAUACUUGGAUGGCUAGGGUUCCUGAAGCUACUUAUACAGGAACAACCGACAUGCUUGGAGAGGUGUUUGUUGAUACUGUCGAUACGAUUCGUACUCGUUGUUUACUUGACUUUGCACAUAUGGCUCGGAAGCACACUCUAGUGGUGGGCGAAUCAGGAAUCGGGAAAACAGCUUUAGUCAAUGAUUUUUUGGAUACUCAAGACAAACAAUUCAGUAUUCUGCGACGUCUAGUGUUCAGUCGAGCUUCAACUGCUUCUCAACUUCAUAGUUUCAUGCAACAUAAUAUUCAACAUAGACAAGGAUUUGUUUAUGGCGCACGAGAUGGGAAAUUUCUAGAGGCUUUCAUUGAUGACUUGAAUCUACCGUCAUGUGAUAUAGAUGGCGUACAAAGAUGUAAUGAAUUGCUUCGUUCUCUUGUUGAUGAUCAAACUAUAUGUAAACUGAAUAAGCCAUUUGAAUGGAGAACUGUUGAAGGUUUGGAGGUUCUUGCAACAAUGUCUGUGAAUGCUGCGUCACCUGGAAAUAAUCUCGAUCCUCGUCUGCUGAGACAUUUCGCUGUUUUCCGUCUUCGAAGUGCGUCAUCAACCGAUGUACACAAUGUCAUUUUUUCAGUGCUGGAAGCAAACAUGUCUGACAAACCACUAACCCAGGAACUUCACGAAUCAAUUGCACUAGCUUGCAGUAAACUUCUUGAACAACUGAAGGAAGCUUUAAGACCAAGUCCUCUACCUGGCCGACAGCAUUAUGCAUUCUGUCUUCGUCAAAUUAUAAAAAUGUGUCAAUGUUUAAAACGAGUCGAUGAGGAGAACCGUUCAUCAGAAACAUACGUUGUCGCAUUCUGGAAACACGAAAUGCAACGACUUUUUGCUGAUCAACUAUGUCGUUCCUCUGAUCUUGCCUGGUUUGAAAGAGAAAUUGAAAACGUUACCAAAGAAUUUUUUAGUCAUGCGAUUCAAAGUUCUGGUGAAGAUGGGAAAAGUGAUGCAGAAGUUCCACCAGUCUACUUUACUACCUUUGCAGUUGAUGCUAAGGUUCACCACAGACCUCUCGCAUCAAGUACAAGAGAAACAACCAAAGUAAAACUUUAUCCAUUACCAGAAUUGAGAGCAGCAUAUGAAUAUUUACAGGCUCAUGUCAUCCAUUACAAUGAAGAUAGGCAAGUAACACAAGAUUCAAUAACUCGGCUGAUGUUGAGUGACGAUGUUUUGCUUCAUGUUAUCAGAAUGCACCGCGUUCUUUCGUAUUCUUAUGGUGGAAGUAUGACUGUGGUUGGUGCUGUCGGAUCACAUUUAUCGAAUCUAACGAAACUUGCCCUACAUGUCGCUGGAUUGCAACCUUUUAAAGUGGAUGCAUCAAGACCUGCUACGUUUUUCGACAGUCUUAGAACUGCUGUUAGAAUAGCAGGAACAGAAGGUGUACCUGUGGUUGUGGUACUGACAGCAAGAGAUUUAUACGAUCCUUCGUUUCUUGAUGCCAUAAACAGUCUUCUCAUAGCUGGUGAAUAUCCACAUCUAUUUUCGAAUGAUGAAAUUGAAGGUUUGCUCCAGGUUCUUGCACCAAUCUUAAGACGAAGCCAUCCAAAUAUGAUGUCAGAUCCGAUGAAAUUUUUUGUUUCCCGAGUCAAAUGUAAUCUUCAUAUUGUACUCAAUCUUCCACCUAAUCACAAACUAUUGAGAGAUGCAUCACAAGCUUAUCCAGGAAUUGUCUCCGAAACACAGAUUAUCUGGAUUCGAGAUUGGCCUCAGGAAGUAUUGAUUCAACAAGCUGAAUUCUUCAUUAACAAUGAAAAUGUGGCAAAAGAAGCAAGUUCAAAGACUAGAGAAUAUCUUACAAUGGCAAUUGCAAACAUUCACAGUUUGACUCUUCGUGACUGUAAACAAACAUUAUGGAGUGGUGAUACCAAUCCCACAGUUUCUGUUACUGGUACAAGUUUGCAGACGAAGAAAGACAAGGAAACCAUAAAAGUGGAGAAAUAUGAUCUGCCAAAUCUACCUUACUCAAAAACUAUAUUACUGGAAAGGAUUAACUUACUGCAUAGGGAUUUUAAAAACAGUGCAGCGAAUGAGAUUUACAUUGGUCCUUACACUUAUCGGAAAUUUAUGCAUUGUUUACACACACUUUACAAUGCCGCGAGUGAAAAGUUGAGACGAGAGACAGGUCGAUUACAACAUGCACUUGAUACUUUGGAUGAAACUCGCAAAGAUGCAAGACUAAUGCAAAAAGCAAUUGGGGUAUUGAAAAAUCAAUUCUCCUCUGCACAAAUCAGAGUGAAAGAACUUUUCACAAAAUUAACUAUUGAAGCUACAAGACUUGAAAAAUUGAAAGCUCAUCUCGGAAUCGGAAACGGACCUUUGAUUGCAUUUUUACAGCAACUACAACAAGAUGACGAGGAUGAGUUUGAUGAUGACACUUUACUACUGCAUGAAGAAAGAGAUGAAUAUGAUGAAUUGUUUGAACAAAUGAUGGAAGCCAAUCUCAAAUCAAAAAGAAUGCAAAUCGACGAGGACUUGGUAGAAGCUAGAAAAGAAUUGGAUGAAGCCAACUCAAAUUUGACAUCUGCUAAAGCUCAAGUUGAAAUGUGGAGAAAUAAAGUAGACAGAGGAUGCAUAGAACGACUCAAAAAAUUUCAGAAUCCACCUGUACUUGUUGCACAGGUUCUUGAAAUGGUUAUGGUUCUUGUGGGUGCCAAUCCUUAUUUAAGUACGAGACCCGAUCAGCAAUCACAAAUGGGUACUCGGGGUUCAGAAACAAAGACUCCUAAAAACGGACGCAGAGAACACACCACUGAACCAGUGGAAUCAAGAGUUUCAUCGGGCAGUACGCUGCGAACAGCAAGAAAAGUAAAAGCAAAAGGAAGAAGGCAGAGCACAUUUGCGGCUUCGAAUGCAAAAUCAGAAGGUUUAUCAGCAGCUGAUAGAAAUAAAUGGAAGAGCAUGCAAAAUUUUAUGAAUGAUACCGUCAGAUUUGUUGAAAUGAUCCAUGCGGUGAACUGGGAAACUGGACUUGAACCAUCUCUUCUUACUGAAGUUGAGUCUUAUUUGAAGAAAGGCAAGGAGGGUCAAGAAGGGGUCACAGGUGAAGGGUCAUUGCUUGAACAUACAACUUCCGUUCAGGGACAACAAAGGAAACCUAACAUGACUGGAAUAACAAUAUCAUCAGCAAGAUAUAGUAGCGAAGACGCAGCCGUCCUGGUUGAGUUUGUAAUCAGUAUUGUUGAGUAUACAAGAUUAUGUGGACCGCUCAAAUCAGCAACUGAUAAAGUGAACGGUUUGGAAGCUGAACUGGAACAAUUAAAACGAUCUGAAAUUGAUGAUCAAAAGCCGCAAACAAAAAGUGACCAAGACAAUGAUACUGAAUCUGAUACAGUAAGUGACGCAGCCAGUGUUUUUAAGGAAACUAACAUUGAUGGACUGACAAAGGAUGACGUGGAAAAAAUAGCAGAUUUAGUCAACGAUUUACAAGAAAAAUAUGACAAUGCGGUUGUAAGAAAACACCAUUUGAGAACUGAACUUCAAACAUCGAAAGAAAGAUUGAGAUCUGCAUUAGCAACAUUAGAAAGCCUCAAGCCUCUUGAAAAUGCAUGGAAGAAUGAAUUGGAUGAAAGCGUUACAGUUGAACAAGUUCUGACAAACUGCAUUCUUGCCGCAGCAUUUCAAACAUAUUGCGGAGGAAUGACAAUCGACGCAAGAAGACGUAUGGUGUCGUUCUAUACCCAUGUUUGCAAACAUUACGAACUUCCAUUGCCACACAAGAUGCUAUUCACCAAUUACAGAUUGCAGGAAUUCAUUUUUGAGCCUACAGAAGUUCAGUCAAUUAGGAUUAAAAAACUACCAACAGAUAACCAAUCUCUUGAAAACGCUUGUGUUCUGGCUGCGAUGGAAAGCAAUAUGACAUGGUGUUUGAUUUGCGACCCAACAACCAAAAUUGUUGAUUGGAUAAAUGGAUAUUUCUCACCGGAUAUGAGCAAAGAAAAUCAUGAUGAUGUCCCAGAAGAACCGACGCCACAUCUUGUACAAGUUUUGUACCGGGAUCUACGUUCUCAAUUUGAAACAAGUUUGAGUGAGGGACAAAUUCUUCUUGUCACAUACUGUGAUGUUGAAGCACUCGCUCGUGAUGAUAGAUUUCAUCAGCUGUUCAGAUGUAGAUCAGCUUUCCUAAAAGGAAACACACCUUUCAAAAUGAUGGUUGGUGAUCAUGAAGUUGAAUGUAAUCCAAAUUUCCGAAUGUUCCUUCACACCACGAGUUUACCACAACAUGUUCCACCAGAACUUGCUGCCUAUACUACUCUGUUGUACAACCAAACCACAAGAGAUGGAAUUAAAACUGAACUACUAGACAGAUUCAUGAGGCAUGAAAAGCCACGACUUCGAGAUGAAUGGACGAACAUGCAGAUCGAAAAGUCGAGAAAUAUGAAAGUUCUUGCAGAAUUACAAAAUCAACUGAAAGAUAUUUUGGUCGGUGGACAUAGAUUACUGAACGAUUUGAAUGUGACACACAAAUUGACUGAGAUUAAGAAAAACUAUGAUGACGCAAUGGAAAUGCAAACAAAGAUCGCAAAUGCAGAGGAAUCAAUUGAACGAGCGAAGGAAGGCUUCACUGAAAUUGCAAUUCGUGGAUCCGUUCUUUAUCAAACUGUAACGAGCAUGUCAAUUGUCAAUCCACUGUAUUAUACAAGCUGGCAGAGAUUCUUGGGAUUGUAUGAUGAAAACAUUCGUCAAUCAGAGAGAUCAUCAUUGAAAGCUGUCUGCAACCAAAUGACUUACAAUAUCUUUUCUACGAUUUCUAAAUCAUUACUGGAGAAGGAUCGACAUAUAUUUAGUCUGAUGACGGCAUUAGAAGUUGAAGAUUCUUUAGGAAAUGUCAACAUUGGCGAACGAGAAUACUUAAUUGCUCCAUCGUAUGGAGGAGCCUUGAUGUCGGCAUUAGGACAUCAUCCAUCGGAAACAAGAUCACAAGCGAAAAAGAUAUUUGAUUGGAUGAGUGAAGAACAAUUUCAUAACGUUCAGGUGUUGGGAAUGUACUAUGAUUGGUUCUACGACUCCUUUGAUCGAAUGCCGAAAGAAGGACGUGAAAUGCAAUGGAGGGUUUUAUGCGAGGCUGAUUCACCAGAACAAACCAACAAGAACAGAUUGCCUGAUAAUGCUGAUACUCAUUACACACCUCUUCAGAGAUUACUGGUGAUAAGAGGGAUUCGUUCGGAUCGUAUCGUGCAAGCUUCCACAGAAUUUGUAAUAUCUGUUCUUGGUAAAAAAUACAUAAGAGAUGAACCUCCUGAUAUUGCGACUGCUGUACGGCAAAGUGAUCCAAACACCCCUAUAAUACUAUUGUUCACAAAUGAAAACAACUCUAUACAUGACUACAUGAAAAAACAAGUUGAAUCAAACAAUGAAAUCAAAUUACAAGUGAUUGAAUUCGUGGGCGAAGGAUCAUCAGAAGAAAAGAAAGUUCGAACUGGACUUUCUAAUGCAAUGGAUAAUGGAACGUGGCUACUUUUGCACAAUGUCCAACUUAACAAGAAUCUUCUAAACACCGUUUAUUCGAUUGUAUCACAAAGUAACAACAAUGCAUCAUCACUUACGAGUCACGGAUCAAGCAGAGACGCUCAUGCAAACUUCCGAUUGUUUCUAUCUUGUUCAGCAAGAGCCAAUGCUCUUCCUGACCCAUUGCUACAUACAUCUAUAAAGCUUGUGAUUGAUCACCCCAAGGGAAUGAAAGACAAUCUGCUUCGAUUUUUCUCCACCGUUGUCGAUGCAGACAUCUUCACCGCUUCCACUCGGCCUGAAUAUCUUCCUUGUUUACACAACAUAUGUUUACUGCAUGGUGCAGUAAGUCUACGAUCAAAGUUUCCAAUCAAUGUAGGAUGGCAGGAUCCACAUGCAUUCAAGGACAUUAAUAUUGAACAACUAAAGAUGUCUCUUGAUGCAGUUCAGAGAGAAUUUACAGACAUGAUGGUUGGUGGAUCAUCAGAAGUUGCAUCAAGUACAAAUGCUAUGAUCAAGAACAUUUCAUGGUCUGGUUUGAGAUAUCAAAUCGCUGAACUCACUUAUGGCAACUAUGUUACAAAUGCAAAUGAUCAACAAAGUUUGAAUUGUCUCGUUGAUUACUGGCUUGCUUCUAACUCUGUAAAAAGGGAAUUUGAAUUACCUAAAGUGAGGUAUAGACUUCCAGCAGUCUUUUUCACUGCAAACACAAAGCAAACAUCAGUGAGUCAAGCAUUGGAAUCAUCUCCUCAUCAUUCAUUGGAUUGUCCUGAAGGCUGCAACUUACAUCCAUCACCUGAAGGUGUCGUUGGAAAUGAUCAGUAUAUUUUUACAAGACUGAACCAGAUUUAUGACGCGCAACCUGAGUCAAAGACAUUAUCGCACAAAUUAUAUCCUCAACCUCCAACCUCUCUGCUUGGGCCUCAUCAUACAAGCAUCAGUUCAAGCAGCAGUCAUCCAUGGAUAAUACACAGGGGUGUGUUUGCCACUCAUGUUCAAGCUCUACUGAAAAAUAGAAAGGAAAUUGAAUUAUGGGAAAUCUGCUACAAUGCAUUAUCAAAGAUACCAAAGACUUGGAAUCGAGAUUAUCUCGCUGAAAGAAUAAAAAAGAUUGGAGGUCAGACAACUUUCAACUUGUUUUUACAUAAAGAAAUGGAAAAAAUGAAUUACUUGCUUCUGGAAAUAAAAAGGAGUCUGACUUCAGUGAAGAAUGCUGUUGAGACUCUCGACCACAUUGGAGAUCACAUGACUCCAGCUGAUGUUGAGACGUCAGAUUAUCUUUACUAUGGUAAAAUACCUCAACGAUGGAUGGAACUCGCUGGGGAAACUGCACCUCCCGAUUCAACUUCACUCACUGCAUGGUUGAAUGAUUUAGGACAACGUUCAGCGCACUUAGAGAGAAUUUUAAUGCUCGGAAGAGACAAGGUAGCAGCAUACUGGCUCGGAGCAUUUUUCAAUCCCCAUGCAUUGAUGUCAAUUUUUAAACAAGAAGCCGUCAAGAACCAUCUAGAAAAAUACGGAAGUGUCGAUAACAUUGUUGUACAAACUGAAAUCACUCAACGAGAUAAAGACCAUCUUCGUGACCCACCUUCUGAGGGCAUUUUCAUCCAUGGUGUCUACUUAUGGGGAAGUACAUGGGAGAAAACAACUGGUGAAAUGCAAGAUUCACCACCAAAACGUGGUCCAACAGGACUUCCUGUUAUCCAUGUUACUUUUGUUAUGGAAUCAACAAAACUUGGAACAACAAAUGACCUUACCAGACCGAUUGAUUAUUACUCAUGUCCAGUUUUCGUUACAACGACAAGCAAAAGAAAAUCUGUCUUUGACCUUGACGUAUCAAGAGAUUCCAUACCUUCCUCACGAUGGGCAUUGAGAGGUCUUACAGCCACUGUUAGACAAUAUUGAAAUAAGAGUUUUGUUUUGCAGAAUAUUAUUUCACGAAUGAGCUGUAGUUUGUAUAUAUGAGCGUGACACUAUUAUAAAGUGUGUGUUCACUUUUACUUCACACAAGAACUAAAUUUCUAGCAACUCGAAAUUUUACCUUGAAUUUGUACAUAUUUCCUCACUGUCACCCUUUAAAACGCAAGCAGAUGUUCAGCUCUGCAUAUGCGAUUGUUCAGGAAAUUUUCGUUUGACAUUUUUGAAAAAGAUCAAAGUAUAACCCAAGGUUCCGCUGUAGGUCUUCGUAUAUUUUUUAUCUAUUCUUAUUUAUGUGUAUAUAAUAAUCAGAAAAUCAACUUUUUACCUUACCUUAUUAGCAGUUAGAACAAGUCAUUUCCAUUUCCAUCCAAAUGUUAACUAUGAAAUAUUUUUAAACAACAUUUUUUCAUUAGAAAUUCAUUUUACCUAGCUAUUCAUACCUGUUUUGUCCAUCCAUCACUGUUUUUAUUUUCUACAUUAGUGGCAAAUUACGCUCAUGAGAUCACCUAGAUUUUUAUUUAUUUUUGUGUCUGUUAAAAUUUGUUACCUAACAUCAUUAUCACUGUACCAUACCUGAACCAAAGAUAAAAUAAGUAUUCAUAUGUUCGGCUAUACAUGGUCACUUGAUUGACCCUGUUCCAAUUAUAAAUUGGUUUGCAACUAGCAAGAGCUAACCAUUACCUUGUAUGUUACCUAUUUUCUAUAUUCCUUGUGUCUUUGAUUUAUCACUGUUACAUUUUUAGACGGCUUCCAUUUACGAUCAUGUGUUCUUUAGUAUAAUCUCAGAUUGAUCGGCAUUUUUUAGAUUUUUUUUUGCAAAUGGCUCAUUCCAUGUAGAUUUUAUUUUUCAAAUAAAUAAAAUAUUCG